UUUGAUCUGUUGUUAUGGAAGAAGAGAGCAUAACCGGGCGCUCGGCUUCGGGUUUGCCGUUCAGCUCCCCGCCUGUGAAGAUGUUAGCCCGGCGGCUUACCGAGUGUGUGAAGAGACCCGGCACCUCCCCUACCUUCUGGCUGGAGAGAGGCCAUGGAGUCUCGGCGCUGGAGGUCAGCCUGGUGUGGAUGCAGGGUCGGGUAACACAGGUGCGACCUGAGCGCGGCACGACCCUCCGCCUAAGUGAUGACACGCACAGCUUUACCGUGUGUGGUGCUGCUAACGUGCCCAAGGGCAAACCGUGCCUGGAGAUAGGUAAAUAUGUGAUGGUAAUGGGCGUGGUAUUAUCUUGCAAUCCUGAACCUAUUCUGCGUGCUGUGAAAAUUACAGAUUUAUCGCACAGUGCUGUGCAUUGCGACAUGUGGACAUUUGAAGUGGAGGAUCUGCACAGGAACCUUAACUGUUAAACUGCAUUUCACAAGAAUUUAAACGUCUAAAUGCACCUGUCUGUAAUGGACAUAACAUGCUAAAUCACUUAAAAGUGAUGUAGCAUUACUGUAAAAUGCUGACAGGAAAAUAUCGCCUGAAUGUGUGUGUGUGUGUA
Bombina bombina (fire-bellied toad) is the source of this 604-nucleotide messenger RNA. RefSeq names its product RecQ mediated genome instability 2 (gene RMI2). The record is from RefSeq and is a predicted model, not a curated record. The transcript has 2 exons. Gene Ontology annotation, cellular component: nuclear speck; cytosol. Lineage: Eukaryota; Metazoa; Chordata; Amphibia; Anura; Bombinatoridae. The coding region runs from base 15 to 467 and encodes 150 amino acids. Gene Ontology annotation, biological process: maintenance of rDNA; regulation of sister chromatid segregation; DNA repair.